AUGGCGAGGCCGCCUCCCUCGCCUCUUCCUCUUCUUCUUCCUCGCCUCCAAACGACCAGGGACCGCCUCAUGCCCACCGCCUUCUCCGUCGCCUACCGCACAUUCCUCCUCUGCCUCCUCCACAGCCUCGUCGACCUCCUCAUCAAUGGCCACGCUAAAAAUGCAUCCUAUCUCGAACCUAAGACGACGCUAAAAAGCAUCGUCAGAAGCCAACGCACCAGGCUAAAUCCCAACCCUCUUCUGACCACCCCCGUCGGAAGCCACCCUCACACACCAGUCUCUCUCUACCCUCGAGCCUCAUCUCUCUCAUCCCUCCUCCCUCUCUCAUCAUCAUCGCCCCCCCUCCCUAACCCCCUCCCCUCCUUGGAUCCCGACUCCGCCCCUCUCUCCCCCGAACUGUGGAUCCUCAAGUCCCGCCUCGUCGCCGGCGAGACCCUCUACGGCCUCUUCCUCCUGCGCUCCUCCCCGACCCUCGCCGAGAUCGCCAGCCUCGCCGGCUACGACUACGUGGUCGUCGACAUAGAGCACGGCUCUGGCGGCAUCGCCGAGGCCCUCCCCUGCCUCCGCGCCCUCGCCGCCGCCCUCACCCCAGCCAUCCUCUGCCUUCUGCAGCUCUCCGCCGCCAGUCAGGAGAAGGCCCGGCGUCCGUAA
Molecule: messenger RNA, 651 nt
Organism: Phoenix dactylifera (date palm)
Lineage: Eukaryota; Viridiplantae; Streptophyta; Magnoliopsida; Arecales; Arecaceae
Source: RefSeq, a predicted model, not a curated record